Molecule: messenger RNA, 1981 nt
Organism: Ornithodoros turicata
Lineage: Eukaryota; Metazoa; Arthropoda; Arachnida; Ixodida; Argasidae
Product: solute carrier family 28 member 3-like
Exons: 12
Coding region: 92-1909 (605 amino acids)
Biological process (GO): nucleoside transmembrane transport
Cellular component (GO): plasma membrane
Molecular function (GO): nucleoside:sodium symporter activity
Source: RefSeq, a predicted model, not a curated record
GACUGGAAGCGUGCAUCGCACGUACACCGAGACACGCUCAGUGUGCUUUCUCCUGGCCUAACGUUGCUUUUGUCAGACCUCUUCGCUAAACAUGUCACCAAUAAAGACAAAGCGAACGUCCGAGGAGAGUCUUAACUCUGCCUCUUCUCACGAGGAAGAAACGCAGAGCGUCAUGUCCUUCAUUCUGUCCAAGGGUCAGUCUGGUGAACCCUCGAUUAUCGUUCCGCCGCCGCCCCCGGAGCUCCCCGUCGAAACUCGAAAGCGACGGUGCACCUGCGACUGUUUCCGCAAGUGCCUCCGGAUAUGUGCCAAGCUGCUUGGAUGCAUUCUACUCCACGCGUUUUUCAUCUGGGCAACCGUACGACACCGAGGAAUAAGUACUAACGGCUCUCUCUGCAACCCUUUGGUCUUCUUGGCGGUAGCUAUGAUCUUCCUUGAUGUCCGUCUCCUCUGUAUUGUGGCAACGCGCUGUGGCGCGCGUAAGCCCUUCGCUUCGGCUGGCAGUUACGUCGUCCGCAAAUUUCAACAGGCAACGGCCUUCAAGUUGUUCACCAGAAUAGCAUGGACAUUGGUCUAUGGCGCCAUCACGAUAUUUCUGGUUGUGGACUCCUGGGGCCACUGGCCACGGCUGAUAUCUGCGUUCGGUUUGGCCGUUAUGCUCUUCUUCGGCUACAUAUUCUCGAAAAACCGCUCUCAGAUCCGAUGGAACUUGGUGCUCUCUGGUGUUCUACUGCAAAUAAUGAUGGGCGUUCUCAUGUUGCGCAUCAAGUACGGCAAACUGUUCAUCGAGUGCUUGGCCAAUAUCAUAACCACCAUUAUGACGUUCUCUGACGCCGGAUCCCGGUUCGUGUUCGGCUACCUGGCAACGGGCAGUCUUCAUGGAGGCGUCCCUCACCAGCCCCCCAUAUUUGCGUUCACGGCGAUUCCCAGUAUAUUUUUCUUCGGAAUGCUCGUGUCGGUGCUAUAUUUCUACAACAUCCUGCAGUACGUUGUGCUACGAUUCAGUUGGCUCAUGAACACAUUCGUGGGCACUUCUGGCAUAGAAUCCUUCUGCGCCGCAGCUAAUGUCUUCGUUGGCAUGAAUGAAGCUCCGGUUUUGGUAAAACCCUACCUCCCCACUCUGACCAAGUCUGAAAUCCACUGCAUCAUGACCGCUGGCAUGGCAACAAUCGCUGGAAGCCUAUUUGCUGUUUACGUCAGUGUUGGGGUGAAAGCAGAAUACAUUCUGGCGGCGUCAGUCAUGUCUGCUCCUGCUGCGCUCGCAUUCUCCAAGCUAUUCUAUCCGGAGAGUGCGGAUACCUUAUUAGGACAGCGUACCAUUACACUCGUCCAGAGCACCGAGAGCAACGUCCUGGAAGCAAUGGCCAACGGUGUCACAUCGAUGAUAGGCAUCGCCGCAGCAAUCAUCACCUGCCUCAUCAGUUUUGUCGCCCUGGUGGCCCUCGGAGACAGCGUGUUUGUUCUCAUAGGCGAGCUAAUAGGCUGGAAGUUCCUGACACUCAAUUGGGUGAUGGGCCGAUUAUUCCUGCCUCUGGCGUUGCUCAUGGGCGUCAACGUCAACGAAUGCUCCCGGGUCGCCUCACUUGUGGGCAUCAAGACUGUCCUCAACGAGUUCAUCGCCUAUCGAUACAUGGCCAGUGACCUUAACGCGGGCCUUUUAUCCGUGAGGGCAGAGCUCAUCUGUACUUAUGCUCUCUGCGGCUUUUCUAACCUGGGAUCCAUCGGUGUACAACUGGGCGCCUUCUCCGCCAUGAUGCCAACGCGUCUCAAGGACUGUUCUGAGGUCGCUACGCGAGCCUUUAUUUCGGGGUCCAUGGCAUGUUUCAUGACAGCUUGUGUCGCAGGUGCCCUUAGUGAUACAUCCCAGUACGACCAUCCAGUGAAGUUCCCCAGUAUCGAUUAUAUAUGAUGAAUGAACAAUGAGAAGAUAUAUGGAAACUAUAGAGUUGCAUAUGCAGAAUAAAUGAAAUAUCAACAGUCA